Molecule: messenger RNA, 3943 nt
Organism: Pristis pectinata (smalltooth sawfish)
Lineage: Eukaryota; Metazoa; Chordata; Chondrichthyes; Rhinopristiformes; Pristidae
Gene: mboat2b
Product: membrane bound O-acyltransferase domain containing 2b
Exons: 14
Coding region: 46-1578 (510 amino acids)
Biological process (GO): lipid modification
Cellular component (GO): membrane
Molecular function (GO): acyltransferase activity
Source: RefSeq, a predicted model, not a curated record
GGCUGUUGUUAUGGCUAUAAGCAGGCGGCGGUUUGCCUGUCAAACAUGGCUUCGAGUGGCAAUAGCGGUACCACGGGCUCCACUCUGCUGCAGCCCUUCAGCGAGGCCAUUAACCUGUCCGUCGACCAGGUGAAUUUUGUAGUAUGUCAGUUGUUUGCUCUGCUAGCAAGUGUAUGGUUUCGACUUUAUCUUCACCCAAGUAAAACGAGCAGCUUCGUCAGGCAUGCUGUUGCCACUCUUCUGGGACUUUAUCUUGCAUUGUUCUGCUUUGGAUGGUAUGCUUUGCAUUUCGUUCUUCAGAGUGGAAUUUCUUACUACAUCAUGGUGAUUGUUGGGGCAGGCCACAUGCAUAAGUUCUGUUUUGUCAUUGCUUUUGGAUACCUCACCAUCUGCCAAGUUAGCAGAGUAUACCUCUUUGAUUACGGACAAUAUUCAGCUGACUUUACUGGUCCAAUGAUGAUAAUAACACAGAAGAUAACCAGCCUGGCUUUUGAAAUUCAUGAUGGUAUGGCACGUAAAGAAGACCAUCUGACUCCAGCACAAAAAUCCUUAGCUGUCCGGACCAUGCCAAGUCUAUUGGAAUACUUAAGCUACAACUGUAAUUUCAUGGGUAUCCUAGCUGGGCCCUUGUACACAUACAAAGACUACAUUGCUUUCAUGGAAGGCAGAACGUUGCACAUGAAGUGUACUGUAGUAAAUGGAAAAAGAGAUGAACGAUGUGAUCAUGCAGAACCUUCACCUGUGCCAGCUGUACUGUGUAAACUCCUUGUCUGUGGGAUUUCUUUGACUUUUCACCUGACGGUCACAACUAUGUUCCCAGUGGCAUACAAUAUUGAUGAAACUUUUGUGAAUACAGCAAGCUUAGCUAGCCGAGUAUUCUACCUUUAUUUUUCAUUAAUGGCUGCCCGGCCAAAAUACUAUUUUGCUUGGAGUCUUGCUGAUGCUAUCCACAAUGCUGCAGGAUUUGGCUUCAAUGGUUAUGAUGAGAAAGGCAAUGCACGUUGGGACUUGAUUUCAAAUUUAAAUAUUGUCAACAUUGAGUCAGCAACUAGUUUUAAAAUGUUCAUUGAUAACUGGAACAUACAAACAGCUCUCUGGUUUAAAAGAGUUUGCUAUGACCGCUGCCAUUACCAACCAACAAUAGCAACUUUUAUGCUCUCUGCAAUGUGGCAUGGAGUGUACCCAGGCUAUUACAUGACAUUUCUUACAGCAAUACCAAUAACAUUAGCAGCUCGUGCAAUUAGAAACAACUUUCGAAACUAUUUUAUCAGGACUCCAGCUGUCAAAUUAUUAUAUGACAUUGUCACCUGGAUUGCAACCAUGAUAGCAAUAAGCUACACAGUUGUGCCAUUUGUUUUGCUCUCAGUAGAGCCAUCCCUAAAAUUUUACAGCUCUUGGUGUUAUUGUCUCCAUGUUGUUCCCCUGUUGGUCAUAUUGGUAUUGCCAGUUAAACUAAGACGAAAGGAAAAUGAACAGCAUCAUUCAAAACAGAAACGGCCAGAAGUAGAAAACCUAUUGACCUCGAACAAUUAUUCUGCUUUGAAUAACAAUUUGGACCAGAUACCAAGACCAUCAUGAACAUCGUGCAUUUGAAUAGGAGAUCUACUACUAAUGCAAGAUUACAAUCUACUCUCAAAUCUGCAGGGGAUUUAUUUGACCUUUGGCUUCCUGGAGAUUCAUCUGAAGGGCUGAUUUCAGAACUUCAAAAUUUCUAGCAACAAUGCAACCAUAAACAACAGAUGUGAACAACAGAGACACACGAUAUUGUGAAAGGAACCACUUGUUCUCUACACAGGAAAUACUUAUUUCCCUACUAUUCACUUGUACUUUUAAUUUGUCAAACCAUUGGUUCAGAUGGCAGAGAAAGAAAGGACAUUCUGAAAACCUCAAACAGAUUGAUCACCUACAUUUUGAAACACUGAAUACCUAUUUUUAUGAUUUAAAAAUUGGGUCGUUAAUAUGUAACUUGGUUAUCAGCUUUAAUGUUUAAGGUUUUUGAUGAAAGACUUCUGACUUUUUGGUAGUCACUCUAGUCCUGUUUGUAGCAUAAAGUGGAAUUGCACCAUCACUAGAAUCCCAAUCCUGAUGAUAGGCUGCAUUCAGUUUUGGAUUUUUUUGGGUUUUGAGUAGAUGAUUUGUUCUGAAUAAACUUAACAUGCACCUGUUCUUCUUUGCAGUUGAUAUAAAACUGGUUAAACAGAGACAAUUUUGUAUCAAAAUCUGGAAAAAAACUGGAUAAAAUUGAGUUGUUAUAUAUAGAUAUUGGGAACUAAACAUUUUUCUGAUUCUAAUUAAUUUCUAGUGUCAAAUUUGAAGCUUUAAAAAGAAAUAGAAAUUUUUUUAAUUGAUCAAUAAAAAAAAUGUAGAAGUUCUUGAAAUUAUUGAAAGAAGUGGAAAAUUCAUUUCUAAAUUAUACUAGUGUUAAUAAUGCUCCAACUGGAGCUUUUGAUACUGUGCAGGUCCUGAAUAAUUGAGGCUCCUGCAAACUUCAACCAUUGGUCACUUAACAAAGGUGGUGCAUGGCUGUGACAAAAUGUUUUUAAUCAGUUUUUUCUUUGAGGUGGUCCACUGCAAAAUAAGUAAUGUUUACCAAGUUUUAAUGUGAAUCAUUACCAAACACAAUAUAUUCAUACUUCAGAUAAAACUUGCAUUUUAUCAAGUUCUAAAUAAGAAUACUAUAGUUACAAGGGGGAAAAAAAUAAAAGAAUUUGUGACUUCCCUGAAAAAAUACGGCAACAUUGCUUUAAAAUCCAUACAUUCAUGUUGUACAUUUUAUUUAAAUAGCCUCUCAACUUCCAUUUUUAUUCAAAUCUUCGACCACCUUUACAUUGAGUUUUUCCACAUCUCUACUGUCUAAAUUUUUGAAUGACAAAUUCAAAAUAGGGAAUGAGAUUGCUGUGUAGCAAAUCAUAAAAAAGCAAGAAUUAUUAUUUUCCUUGGGACGAGAAAAUAACAUACCCUAUCAACUCUGCUUGUAAUAAAUCUGUUGUUCUUUAUAUGUUCAAUGCUCAUUUUAAUAUUAGUUUUCGAGAGGGCUAAGUUUAAUUUAAGACUAUGGUUUCAUUCUUUUCAACCAGCCUUGCCUUCUACAUUCUGGGGUUUGGCUGUUUAUCCAUGGUUGAGAUGAAUAUUAGAAUAUUUAAGGUAGAGUAAUGAUAGCAUUUUUAUUCCAUGUAUUUGUAACAUUGCACUGUAAUUAAUGGUAUAUUAGCUGUAUCAAGUUUACAAGGUGAGACUUUUUAUUAACUUUGUAUUAUCUGCACAAAGUGGUGAAUUGCAUUAAAAUUUAUCCUAGUGCAAUUCAGUUCGGGAGAAUGGUUGAAAAAUAUUUUCAAUGUCAGAAGAUGAAAUAUUAGGUGUUUUUAUAGAUUUAAAAACAUCAACUGUUCAACCUGUUGUGAUUUGUUUCUGAAUUUAACCACUAUAAAUGAAUUUGGAUUGGCUUCCAAAAUGGUUUAAAUAAUGAGGAAUUCCUCUUAAAUACUGACUUUGUAAACAAUUUUAUUUUUCUAUUAAUGCUACAUUGAACAUGAAUUAGUUUCUUCCCAUUGUAAAAAAAAAUGUUCAGUGGCUAUGGGCUUUCAAAAACUUCCAUGUUUAAACUGAAGAGAAUCACCAAAAUAUGCCUUUCCAAUUUUCACAAUGUUGUCUAUUUUUAAUUCUUGUAGCAAAAUUAUAAUACAAUAUUUUGAACUAUUUUUUUGUUUAUUGAAAUGUGUAAAAUAUUUUCUACUUGUAAUCUGCAGGAAAAAAGCUUUUAAAGAGCUGCACUGAUGUCACUUCAGAGAUUCUUCACCUUUUGUAGAAGCUAUAUUUGAUUGUUUUGAUACAUGAUGCCAGCUGUUGUGAUUUGUUGAAGUGAUUGUAACAUCGUAUAAUGUAAUGUUUCAUUUGUGUGAUGAUCAAAAUUUGAUUAAAAUAAUUGCUAAGAAUUUGUCUCUGU